AUGCGAAACAAUUAUAGUUCUUUGGAGUACAGCCGGACAUGUCAAGCGGCAGCGUCAGGAAUGGCUGCAGGAAUUUUGAGACUAACAGGUAUGCCUGGCUUUAUCUUCUACUUCGUAACGGUGGCCAUCCAAGCCUUAUUCUGGGAAGCCAAUGCAUGUCAACUUUUUGAGGUAGUUCAUAUCUCCAUUCAGGUCACAGAGCUCACGGAGCACUUGAGAAAAUCGGAAAAUUCGUUUGACUCGGACGCAACGGAUUGUAUUUACAGGGCCAUAAAGAUCAUGGCUAGACAAACACAGAAUAACUCACUUGGUUCACUGUGUUCAUCACCAGUAAGGUCUCCAGUACCGGGCAAGAUCGUGAUAACUUAGCCACCGGGGAUCACAGGAUGGAAAAUGAACUCAGCUUCAGCCUCACGAGCCAAGUCGGAGUUAUCAGAGAAGGGGUCACAGAACGAGCUGGAAACGAUCGUACCACGUCUUACUCUGGAAUUCUCACCUACCACGUCGGUAAAUCAUACGCCAUUGCCCUCACUCCAUAGUCAGCUGCUACCUGUCGACACACCAAGGUUACGCACAGGUAUUGAUGAGCCUUCACAUUGUUGUCAUCGGUGUUAUAAUCGACGUAGCUAUCUUCAAGCUUCAGAUUUGGUUUAUCUUUUUCUUUUUGGUCUUGGUACAGCUUUGAUUUUCUAUUACUUUUAUAUUCCCCCUCUAUACAAGGGUCAGGUGUAUUUAUCUCCUACCUCUCUAUCUUGCCACAGCUCUUUCGAUGAUUCUAGUUGUAUAUGGUGUAUUAGCAAUGGUAGCCGUUUUAGCGGAGUUUUACAGUCUACAGGUCUAACGUCAUAGCUAUUAGAUUCACUUUCACUAUCCUCAGCAUUCUUUGGAUGCUUCUUUCUAGUGCAGCUUUUUGAAUGUUCGUUUUUUGAAUGAUUGUCACCA
Molecule: messenger RNA, 942 nt
Organism: Cylicocyclus nassatus
Lineage: Eukaryota; Metazoa; Nematoda; Chromadorea; Rhabditida; Strongylidae
Source: the annotation of a GenBank genome assembly